AUGUUGUUCCGCACUGCUUGGGCCCGUCAGGCUCUUCCUCUCCGCCGUCAGGCCUUCACUCCCUUGGCGCGCCGUUCCGUCACCACCGACGCUGCUUCGGCGCAUGCUGAAAACAUUCCCCAGGAAGAUGACAAGCCCUUCACCGUCCGUCUCUCCGAUGAGAGCUUCGAGACCUACGAACUCGACCCCCCACCCUACACUCUUGAGGUCACCAAGAAGGAUCUGAAGCAGAUGUACUACGACAUGGUCACUGUCAGACGGAUGGAAAUGGCUGCAGACCGUCUCUACAAGGAGAAGAAGAUCCGGGGUUUCUGUCACUUGUCGACCGGUCAGGAAGCCGUCGCCGUCGGUAUCGAGCACGCCAUCAACGCCGACGACAAGCUUAUCACUGCUUACCGUUGCCACGGUUUCGCUUACAUGCGCGGUGGUACCGUCCGCUCCAUCAUCGGUGAGCUGCUCGGCCGUCGCGAGGGUAUCGCCUACGGAAAGGGUGGUUCCAUGCACAUGUUCGCCCCCAACUUCUACGGUGGAAACGGUAUCGUCGGUGCUCAGGUGCCUGUUGGCGCUGGUCUGGCUUUCGCUCAGCAGUACAACGAGCAGCCCAACACCAGUAUCAUCCUGUAUGGUGACGGUGCUGCCAACCAGGGUCAGGUUUUCGAGGCUUUCAACAUGGCUAAGCUGUGGAACCUUCCUGCUCUGUUCGGUUGCGAGAACAACAAAUACGGUAUGGGUACCUCCGCGGCUCGGUCCUCCGCUUUGACCGAGUACUACAAGCGUGGUCAGUACAUCCCCGGUAUCAAGGUCAACGCUAUGGAUGUCCUUGCCACCAAGGCCGCCGUCAAGUACGCCAAGGACUACACCGUGGCCGGCAACGGUCCCUUGGUUUUCGAGUACGUCACCUACCGGUACGGUGGUCACUCCAUGUCCGACCCCGGUACCACCUACCGUAGCCGUGAGGAGAUUCAGCGCAUGCGCAGCACCUACGACCCUAUCGCCGGUCUCAAGCAAAAGAUCCUCGACUGGAGCGUCAUGACCGAGGAUGACCUCAAGAACCUCGACAAGGAGGCCCGUGCCCACGUCGAUGAGGAGGUCGCCGCCGCCGAAGCCAUGCCUGUCCCCGACAACACUCCCCGUAUCCUCUAUGAAGACAUUUACGUCCGUGGCAGUGAGCCCCGCUGGAUGAGAGGCCGUACCGUGGAUGAGACGUUUUACUACUAG
This is a messenger RNA of Aspergillus chevalieri, 1218 nucleotides long. It is a transcript of the gene PDA1, whose product is annotated as pyruvate dehydrogenase (acetyl-transferring) subunit E1 alpha. The transcript is spliced from 4 exons. The record is from RefSeq and is a predicted model, not a curated record. Gene Ontology annotation, molecular function: oxidoreductase activity, acting on the aldehyde or oxo group of donors, disulfide as acceptor. Lineage: Eukaryota; Fungi; Ascomycota; Eurotiomycetes; Eurotiales; Aspergillaceae. The coding region runs from base 1 to 1218 and encodes 405 amino acids.